Messenger RNA from Fusarium pseudograminearum CS3096, 351 nucleotides. RefSeq lists its product as uncharacterized. NCBI's taxonomy places the organism in Eukaryota, Fungi, Ascomycota, Sordariomycetes, Hypocreales, Nectriaceae. The record is from RefSeq and is a predicted model, not a curated record. The coding region runs from base 1 to 351 and encodes 116 amino acids. The transcript has 2 exons.
AUGCAACUUGCAACAGCUUUACUAGCAGUAUUUUGCUCGCAAGCUCAUGCAGCCAUCAGCUUUGGCCAACAGGAGAAGCUUUACGAUCGCGAAAACCACCAUGUAGCUUGGUGGGAGGGCCAGUCAGCCUGCAGCCAGAACAGCGCAGUUGAGCUGGGGUAUGCCUCUGUCAACCUUUGCUCCAUGAAGUUCAAACUACCUGAUCACGCUGCAUACUGUGGUACAAACGAUCUUGCAAUCUACCGUGCAGAUGGAUCUCUAUAUGGAAAAUGUUCAGGUCGCGAUUAUGGGAAGAAGAUUGGUUGCGGCGCUGUAGAUCAUGAUGUCGUUAAGCAUUACGUUUGCGGGUGA